AUGCUAGACGGUAUAUGGAGAUGGCAGAGUUCAAUGAAUCAACUUAUGUAUAGUAUAUACUUUCUACACAUAUAUAUCGGAUUAAGCUCAUGCAAUAAUGCAUACGACAAUGAAAAAAUUGAUAGAAUUGCCCUCAGGUUGCAAGCAAAAGAAAUGUUCAUGCACGGGUAUAAUUCGUACAUGAAGUAUGCAUAUCCACAUGAUGAACUAAUGCCAUUGUCAUGUAAAGGACGACAACGAGGUGUUACACCACCACGUGGUGAUAUUGAUGACGCCUUAGGGAAUUUUUCAUUAACUCUUGUUGAUUCAUUGGAUGCGCUAGUUGUGUUGGAUGAAUUGGAUGAAUUUGAAAAGUCUGUGGAACGAGUUGUAAAGAAUGUUCGCUUCGAUUCGAACUUAGUUGUAUCAGUUUUUGAAACGAAUAUUAGAAUGGUAGGAGGAUUAAUAUCAGGUCACGUAAUGGUUAAACUGGUACAAUCCAGAGACGAGAAUCGUUUGAGAUGGUAUAAAGACGAAUUGUUACAGAUGGCUGCUGAAUUAGCUGAUAGACUUCUUCCUGCUUUCAAUACCAGUAGUGGAAUUCCUUAUUCUAGAAUAAAUCUUAAGUAUGGAAUGUUAGAUUUUCUCCGACAACAACAUGACACUUGUACAGCUUGUGGAGGAACCAUGAUUCUCGAAUUUGCUGCGCUGAGUCGACUUACAGGUAAACCAAUUUAUGAGGAGAAGGCUCGAAUAGCGAUGGAUUUUCUUUGGGCUCAAAGACAUCGAGGAAGUGAUUUGAUGGGCACUGUCUUAAAUGUACAUUCUGGAGAUUGGAUAAGAAGAGAUGCGGGUAUUGGUGCAGGAAUCGAUUCUUAUUACGAGUAUUGUUUGAAGGCAUAUAUUUUAUUAGGAGACGAGGGGUACUUAUAUCGCUUCAAUAAGCAUUAUGAUGCUAUAAUGAGGUAUGUUAACAAAGGUCCAUUGUUUAUCGAUGUUCACAUGCACAAACCAACAAUUGCGGCUAGAACUUACAUGGAUUCUUUGUUGGCAUUUUGGCCUGGUAUACAGGUUUUGAAGGGUGAUCUGAAAGCAGCUAUCGAAUUUCAUGAAACGCUUUAUCAAGUGAUCAAAAGACACAAAUUCUUACCGGAAGCAUUUACGCACGAUUUGCAAGUUCAUUGGGCCCAGCAUCCUAUUCGACCGGAAUUUAUUGAAAGCACCUAUCUGCUGUACAGAGCAACCAAAGAUGAGCAUUACUUACAUGUCGCGAAAAAUAUUUUGGAUAGUAUGAAUAAAUUUUUGCGAGUUGAAUGUGGAUUUGCUGCUGUCGGAGAUAUUCGUUCGAUGAAUCAUGAAGACCGAAUGGAUUCUUUCGUGCUUUCGGAAACAUUGAAAUAUCUAUAUAUGAUUUUCACGGAUCCAUCUGACUUGAAAAUUGACUUGGAUAACUAUGUUCUUACUACCGAAGCUCAUUUUAUUCCACUUUCAAUCGCUGACACUGAUAAUAGCGAAAAACUUCCUCGUCGCUUGAUUAUUGAUCCGGAUGAAAUAAUUGAUGAUGAAAAUGCAAUAAUGAAUAGAAAAUUUCGAUCAGCAUGCCCUGCAACAGUGAUCAGUGAAAAGUAUGAUAAUUUACCAGCCUAUGCAGAAGAAUUGCGUAGCACUGUACAAAAUGUUGUCAGCGAACUAACGAAGAAUUCGGAAAGCAUCAGUAGUUGUCCAACAAUGCCAAAACGGCUAAGUGCAUGGUCGUUUAGUGCAACAAAUGUCGAACAUAUAAAACAGUUGAAAAAGAUGGGAAUCCAAAUGCAGUUUCAAGUUGAUGGACAUGUUCAUCUAACUCAUUCACCGGAUUCGGCUAUUUCACCGGAAUGGGCCGUUCUUGGUAGUGAGUUUAUUCAAGAAAUGAUCAUGAUAGCUGGUUCAGAUAGACAUGGAUUUGGUUUUAAUGAUAAUCGAAUUGUCCAAGUGGUGUCACAGCCUAUAUUUGGGAAGUUGCAUUGGCGAGCUGCAUCUGCACAAUUCGGCCAAAAUUUGAAUUAUAAAGCAGUAAUUGCCGAAGUUCAAAUUGCUGUUCCUUUUCGUGCUUGUAGUCCGCUAACAAAUGCGCCAAGGAUGAAAGGUCGUAUUGCAGUAGUUCAGCGUCAAGAUUGCAUGUUUCAAGAAAAAGCACGUUAUGUCCAAAGAAGUGGUGCUGUUGGUAUCAUUAUUAUUGAUAAUACCAUUGGUACAAGUAUCGAUGUGCUACCACCAUUUGCAAUGUCUGGUGAUCAAACAAUCAAAGAUGAUAUUGUUAUUCCGGCUGUCUUCCUGUAUAAUAAAGAGGGUCUUGCUUUUAUGGAACAUAUAGUUCAUUAUCCAAAUGCUCUGGUGCGCCUUUCUGAUCGGCUUUCAAAUCCGUACUCCUUAUUUGAAAAUUUUGCCUGCUAUGGUAAAUAUAAAUAUCUCUCGAGCAAAUUGGAUCUUUUAGAGGACAUUGAUUUUUCGGAGGAUGUCAUUGUGAUUGAUAGUUCUUUGCCAGCUGUGCUUCUCAAUUUCCGAUUUGCUUCAGUUAGCGCAAGAAAUAACACCGAAGAUAAGCAAAAAGUGAUAGAAGAGAAUAUCGAAGAAAUGCAAAAAUUGUAUAAUUUGGCAACAGAAUCCGAUACUGUGAUGUUUUAUAAUGUGAUACGACAAAUAGGUUACUGGCAGCUUGGCCUAAAUAUGCAACCAACAGAAGCUGAAUUAAAAAAGUUUUUUUUGCUGGUACCAACAGUAAUCAAGAUGCAGGAAAUUAGUCAGAAGCCUGGAAGAUUAUUAGGACCAAUAAUAACUGUCAGUUGUCGAUUAUGGGAUGGAUUAUUUGAUUGUCAACGAAUUAGGUGA
Messenger RNA from Brugia malayi, 2847 nucleotides. Its product is annotated as PA domain containing protein. Gene Ontology annotation, biological process: mannose trimming involved in glycoprotein ERAD pathway; endoplasmic reticulum mannose trimming; carbohydrate metabolic process. The record is from RefSeq and is a predicted model, not a curated record. Gene Ontology annotation, cellular component: membrane; endoplasmic reticulum. Lineage: Eukaryota; Metazoa; Nematoda; Chromadorea; Rhabditida; Onchocercidae. The transcript is spliced from 18 exons. The coding region runs from base 1 to 2847 and encodes 948 amino acids. Gene Ontology annotation, molecular function: mannosyl-oligosaccharide 1,2-alpha-mannosidase activity; calcium ion binding.